AUGGGAGAGCUUCAUCAUCUCCUGGAGAGGUCCAGUGAGUACUCUGUGACGGCUAUUGUGUCCCCCAACGGCACUUUGAACUACAUUGCGGACAACGCUUUAUUGUACCAAGAAACUUACGAUGAAGUUAUAGUCAUGGCUGGGACUAACGACAUCAAUGACCAAGGUUAUGUUGUCACAAAGCGUGUGCUGUUGGUCACGGACAGCCAUGGGAGGCAGCUCCAUCAUCUCCUGGAGAGGUCCAGUGACUAUUCAGUGACUGCAAUUGUGUCCCCCAACGGCAUUAUGAGUUACAUUUUGGACAACGCGCUGCUUUACCAAGAGAAGUACGAUGAAGUUGUAGUCAUGGCUGGGACCAACGACAUGAAUGACAAAGGAGUUCAUGAUGUGCACGUCAUCUUCAAGGAACGCAUUGGCAACGAUCUGAGACGGUACAAUUUGCCUGCCUGCAGAAGUGACAUUGCUGCAGUUUACACAGGUGAAGAGCCGCCCAGAGAUGUAGAUUUGGUUGUCUACCCGCAGGGGAGUGACCGCAGAAAUCAGAUCAAGAAUCUGAACAGCCUUGCCUAUCCAAUGGUGUACUCUCUCCUAUUUCCCAACGGGGAAUACGGAUACAGAACGGGUGUACCACACAGACAGACAAACAGAACAGUGACUUUGAGACAAUUUUACUCGUGGCGAUUGGCCGUCAGAAAUGGCUUCUCCAUCCUGCACAACGGAGGAAAGUUGUUUCAACAGUACAUUGUUGACGCAUGGUGUAAAGUCGAGGCAAAUCAACUUUGGUUCAUUCGGCAGAACCAGCGAUCACUGAGAGUGGAAAAUUAUCGUGGUCUUCGUAGGUACCUGGAAGAAAGAGCGCGUGCGUUGGGAGCUCGGGUUGGAAAAUUGGUAGUGCUCCCAGCCAUGACUGUAGGAUCGCCGCGUUAUAUGCAGGCCAGGUACCGCGAGGCCAUGGCGAUUGUGGCACGUUACGGGAAACCAGAUCUCUUCAUUACUUUCACAACAAAUCCUAAUUGGCCCGAAAUUCAAGAGAAUCUGGAACAUCACCAACGCUUUGAACACCGACCGGACUUGGUCUGUCGCGUGUUCAAAUCAAAAUUCACAAAAUUCCUCGACGACUUGAGCAAAGGACAGGUGCUAAGUGUUACACAAACGUACACCUACGUAAUCGAAUUUCAAAAAAGGGGGCUUCCACAUGCCCACGUUUUGAUCACAAUGAGACCUGAAGGCAAAAUUACGAUCGACAAUGUAGAUGACAUUGUCUGUGCCGAGUUCCCCAACCGUGACAUGGACCCAACACUGUACGACAUCAUAGUUGAACACUAUGUUCACAGACCCUGUGGAGCCAACAAUCCCGUCGCCCCCUGUAUGCGAGACGGUAAGUGCUCCAAAGGCUAUCCGAUGUCGUUCAAUGAUGAGACCAUAAUUGAUCACGUCAGGAGACCUGUUUAUCGCAGGCGACGUGACGGCCGAACAGCAGUCGUCGAGGAAAACGGUAAUCGACAACCGAAGAAUUGUGCCAUACAACCGGUACUUUGCAAAAAAAUACAUGUGCCACAUCAAUUUCGAAGUCUGCGCCACACACUCUCGAGCAUGAAGUACCUCUACAAGUAUGUACACAAGGGCGCAGACUGUAUCACAAUUCAAGCCAGUGACACUGGCGAACAAACACUUGACUGGGACGAAAUUCAAAAUUAUUUGGACUGUCGUUACGUCAGUUCAACGGAAGCCGCGUACCGACUUAUGACAUUUCCUCUCGCAGACAGAUCACAUUCGGUAAUGACUUUGCCGGUUCAUUUGGAAAAAUGA
This is a messenger RNA of Homalodisca vitripennis (glassy-winged sharpshooter), 1809 nucleotides long. RefSeq lists its product as uncharacterized. Lineage: Eukaryota; Metazoa; Arthropoda; Insecta; Hemiptera; Cicadellidae. The transcript is spliced from 3 exons. The record is from RefSeq and is a predicted model, not a curated record. The coding region runs from base 1 to 1809 and encodes 602 amino acids.